This is a messenger RNA of Mycosarcoma maydis (corn smut), 1551 nucleotides long. RefSeq lists its product as uncharacterized. NCBI's taxonomy places the organism in Eukaryota, Fungi, Basidiomycota, Ustilaginomycetes, Ustilaginales. Bases 1 to 1551 code for a protein of 516 amino acids. The transcript is spliced from 2 exons. The record is from RefSeq and is a predicted model, not a curated record. Gene Ontology annotation, molecular function: NADH dehydrogenase activity.
AUGACUCGUUCACGAUGGAUGCAUGUGCGGCGGUAUGGUACGCAGACGCAGAGCGCGCAGGCAGAUGCAAGUGCACGCAAACAGCGUCUGGUCGUGCUAGGCACAGGCUGGGGCGGAUAUGCGUUUCUCAAGUCGCUCUCGUAUGCAAGCCUACGCCGAUUCGACGUCAAGGUGAUCUCGCCCACCACGUCGUUUUCGUUCACACCGCUGCUUGCACAAGCAAGCUGUGCAACGCUCGACUUUCGAAGUGUCGUCGAACCGAUCCACUCGAACCGUUGGAUGGAAUACCACCAUGCGUGGUGCGAUGCGGUCGACCUGAAAGCCAACCGCAUCGAACUCACCUCGGCGUUCAACCCUCAGUUCCGACUAGCGGAUCCACUGCUCGACGCAAACCCUGCUUCCAAGGACGAGUCCAACAAGGACGAGUCGAAACGCGUCACGUACUCGCUCCAGUACGACUACCUCGUGAUUGGCGUCGGCUCGUACAACGCUACGUUUGGCACCAAGGGCGUCAAAGAAAACGCACUCUUCUUGAAGGACGUCAGCGAUGCGCGAGCGAUUCGAUGGCGCAUUCUGGGCCUCUUCGAAAGCGCCAAUGCCAAGCAACGCCAGUACACACACCAGGGUCAAGUCGCGAUCUCGGCUGAACAAGAGCAUCAGCUGCGACGGCUGCUCAGCUUUGUGGUUGUAGGUGGUGGACCGACCGGUUCCGAGUUCGCCGCGGAACUGCACGACUUGAUCAACGACGAGCUCUCGCGCUUGUAUCCAAACGUGUGCGCAUACGCUACAGUCCGACUGCUGGAUGCUGGAAGCACGAUCCUCUCGUCGUUCGAUGCGCGUCUCGCCGAGUAUGCGAUCAACAAGUUUGCACGCGACGGCAUCCAGGUGCAACUCAACGCCAAGAUCCGACGUGUCGAACGCGAUGCCGUGGUGCUCGACUCUGCCGGCGGCCACCAAGAGCGCAUCGCUGCUGGAAUGGUGAUCUGGAGCACAGGCAUCACCACGUCUCCUCUCAUCCAAGCCUUCCGCGGUGUUGCCAAACAAGACCGAACUGGCAAACUGCUGACCAACCAUACGCUCAACCUAGUCAUCCAUCCCUCGCACCCGAAUCCCGGAGCCAACGUCCUCAAUCCUGCAGCGGACGAUUCGCACAUGGGCUCACCAUCCCAGCCGCCCACACCGCUCGACAACGUGUUUGCCCUCGGAGACUGCUCUGCGUCCCCCGACGCCCUGCCCGCUACCGCGCAGGUCGCCUCACAACAAGGCACGUAUCUCGCGCACCUCUUCAACUCACACCUUGCCUCGGCCUCGCCCUCAUCCCGAUCCUCGCAGCCGAAACCGUUUGUGUUCCACGACAAAGGCAGUAUGGCGUCGAUCGGUUCGCGAAGCGCGCUGAUCGACUCUCCUGUCAAGAAGGACUCGGGCACGCUUGCUUGGCUCCUCUGGAGAUCCGCCUAUACCAUCAUGGCGAUGAGCUGGAGAAACCGCUUCCUGGUCCCUGCGAAUUGGGCAAGCAACCUCCUCUUCGGCAGAGACGUAGGCCGCUUCUAA